Molecule: messenger RNA, 819 nt
Organism: Australozyma saopauloensis
Lineage: Eukaryota; Fungi; Ascomycota; Pichiomycetes; Serinales; Metschnikowiaceae
Gene: HAP31
Product: Hap31p
Exons: 1
Coding region: 1-819 (272 amino acids)
Biological process (GO): regulation of transcription by RNA polymerase II
Cellular component (GO): CCAAT-binding factor complex; nucleus
Molecular function (GO): DNA-binding transcription activator activity, RNA polymerase II-specific; RNA polymerase II cis-regulatory region sequence-specific DNA binding; protein heterodimerization activity
Source: RefSeq, a predicted model, not a curated record
AUGAGUUAUCUUCCCAUUUCCAAAGACAGUGGAAACCACGAUGUUGUGGGAAAUCCAGAUCUGGAGCUUCGAGAACAAGAUAGAUGGCUUCCCAUAGCCAACGUGGCUCGACUCAUGAAGAGCACUCUUCCUGCUACUGCAAAGGUCAGUAAAGAUGCCAAAGAAUGUAUGCAAGAAUGUGUCUCAGAGUUUAUAUCAUUCAUCACAAGUGAAGCUAGCGAUAAAUGUCUCCGAGAAAAACGGAAAACAAUCAAUGGAGAGGACGUGCUAUACUCCUUGCAUGAUUUGGGAUUUGAGAAUUACGCAGAGGUCUUGAAGAUUUAUUUGGCCAAAUACAGAGAACAACAAGCUAUGAAACAGGAACGUGGGGAGGCAAAGAGUGCGCGGAAGCCUUCAAGAAAGGCUAAAACCCCAGAUCUUGGAGACGAAGGUGAACCUGAAGACCAUGUUCCGAGUCAUAAUCCAGAAGGUGCACCCAUUCAUGAGGUUUCUUAUAGCGCGCCCAGUCCAAGAAAAGAUCUACAAUCUCCAGAUUUUUUUCAACAGUACGAUACUGGAAAUCAAGAAGAUACAAACGAGCUUGGUACAUCACCACAUCCUAAUGCAGAGAGCAUUAAACAUGAACUCGAUAUCUCUGGUAACUUGCUGAUAGACGAAAAGGAGCACUAUCAAUAUGGUGAUUUCAUAGGAGAUGAGAGCGUAGACGCUGGAAAAGACCACCAAAAAGACGAAGGAAUUGACCCUUUGUCAAAACUCGAGGGAGGAGAGAAUGACAUAGAUACUUUGGGUGUUGGUAUUGAAGAGAGGAACUAUUUCUAG